UAAUUGAGGGCGUCCUUUCCCAGGGCCAGGCCAGCCAUAUCCGGCCGCUCGCGUGUACUGUACAAAGUGCAAGUGCAAACCUGUUUGUGUAUUUUGACCUCCAUCUGUACCUUGACAAUCCAUCAAUACAGAAAGAUGUCAUCCAUAGAUAUAAAAAUUCUGACAUCGCCGACACCGAAAGGCCAUUCGAUGAUUGCUCAUGGUAUUACAUCAAAGAACCACAUAGUCGAACUUCUGAUCUUCGAUGAUUUGGAUCGUCUUCAAUCAAAGCUCACACCAGGAAAAUACCUGAAGAUAACUCAGUAUAAUGUUACGGAGGAAACAAACAAAACAAAAAUAAAGCUCCAUCAGAAGUCCAAGAUAUUCACAACUAACUCGUUCCCAACUGACAACAGCAUCGAGGAAAGCUUCUUCAAUGCACCACAAACAAAUAUCGACGAGGCCAAGACCAUGCCAAUAAACAGAAGAAUCAGCCUGGAAGGCCAAGCAAAAACAGUGUCACCAACAAAAUUGGGUGAUAUGUGGAGGCGUAAGGAAGUGCAACUCAUCGAUCCACUCACCACAACAUCCAUUCGUUGCAAAUUGUGGGGACCACAUACAGAUAAAGACAUUACAGAAGGAUCAAUGGUACGGAUCACAAACGUUGAAGUCUCAAUGUACGAAAAUGUGACGAGUGUCAACACAACUCCCGAAUCUUUGAUCCAGGAAAUUGACACUCCAGUAGACACAAAAGUUUAUGAGAUCACAGGAUUUGACGCCGAUGGUGACCCAGCUCAAAUAAUUACUGACAACGACAUCACAAUGAACAUCACUCUUGCAAAACUGGAAGCACUUGCAGAAGACGAUCUUCCCAACUUCCAAGACAGACUUCCUCUCUCCUGCAUCAUAACUCUAGAACUUGCCACUAAAACAGUUGUCUCCAUCAUGCCCAAUACAGAUGCCGAGAUGUAAACAUGCAAAGCCAUACCAGUAAAACAUUCCAUGAGAUUGGACAAUGAUCCAGCCUUUCAAAGAAGCUACUUGCCAUCCAUUCCUCACUAAAUCAUCAAACCAGAGCUGUGUGAGCAUUCCCUUCAUAAAUUAGAAAAGUUUGAUCAUCCAUGACGUUUCAAUAAAACAUGUACAUCAAGGAAAAACUAGAAACAUAGCAUUUAAAAAAAAAAUGCUUAGUCUUCAAGUUGAGGACUUGUACAUAUUUUUUAGAGUAUUAUUUAUACAUCUUUAAACAUAUAUUGAGAUUUUAUACUAACACAAAAAGUUGUGCUCAAUUAUAACCAAUUAGGAGCAUUUUGUUACAGUUCUUAUUGUUUUCCUAUAUUACUUACGAACAUCAUGUUAUAUGCAUAUACUGUAGUCACUUUUGUAUCAUUAAGAUUAUUUACUUCUCAUCUUUAGUAAGCUAGACAUCGCUACUUCACAUGUAUACAGCUUUAGAACUUGCUCAUUUUCUUUCGACCAGAUGUACUUGUACUAAUCAUAAAUGAAGAACAAUCUUCAUAUUAUUUUCAAAUUAAACAAAAUUGCAUACAACAUCGGUAAAAUGUUUGAUAAACCUGACUAGGCAGCCUUAACCAAACAUUCCUACUACUUACCUUGAACAACCAAGAAAUCGUUGCAGAAACACACCAAAUGGUGCCACUUCCCAAAUAUCAUCCUAGCAGUUUCACCAAAGGUUGACUUUUAUGGUAAAUACCCAAAACCACCAAACAAAAAUCAAUGAAAAUGCUGCCUUUGCUAAAGUAAACGUGCAGAUAGGAGUUUAUACGAGUUUAUACAUUUACCACAUUUACACUUGCUGUAAUUUUCAGAAAUAGAUUGAUGUCAGAAGUACACAUUUCAUAGAAGAUAUUUUUUGCUCAUUUAUUUAAAAUGUUGAUUCAACACAAACCAAGAAAACCAAUCAUUGUUAACAUACAAUAAUAUUUUGUGACCCCACUUUCAAUGAAAAACAACAAUUUAUAUGCACCAAAAAAUGUAAAGUCAAAGAACCAGUCUAAUUAUCAUGUUCCCAUUCAAACAUGUCUACAUGUAAUUUCAUUUUAAACAAACAAUGACUGUGUUUCAUCCUACCAUGGAUCCUCUACUCAUGGACAAAUGAUUUCCAAAAAUUCUGGUUAGAGAUAAGAUAAUGACAUGAGCAAAUAUAAAACAUGCAAUGCACUUGCACAAGACUGCAGUCUGCACAACAAUUCUGUAGUAAAAUUUCUAUCAAAACUCCCAUGAUUGGGUUUCAUGUAUGGCACACACAUCAAGUCUCAUGCAAAAGCUCAGAUGACUCAUUCAUUCUUGUGUAGAGGAUCCAUGGUUAUAUAAAUACACCGGCCUUAUCCUCAACCCCUAUCAAACCCAUUUAAUUACAGUCAUGCAUCACUGCACAAUUGUCAAUUAAUGAAAUUGUAUACAACCUUCCUUGUUCAAAAAAGAGAUAGACAUGAUUUCCAAUUGCUAUAAUUUUGCUCUUAAGUAUUAAACUGAUGUCUUCCCAUGAUAACUAAUAGCCAUGAGAAUAAUUCCAAUACCAACUGCAACACUUUUCACAACUAAAAAAAUCGUCUCAAGUUACCACCUCACAUAAAUUCAAUGAAGUUAGCAUAACAACUUUAUCACGCUGUCCACAAAUGCUCUUCACUCAAUUGAUAAUUGUGCAAUGUGCAUGACUGAUAUCAAAUGAAACUUUAAAUAACAUGCAUUACAAAGCAAUAAUUCCAAGGACAAAACAACAAUUUGGAAAUAAUUGAUAUAAAUGGAAUAUACACAUGUACACACAUCAACAAACAAAACAAUCUAAUAUUUACAAAAUACCUUACAAAGAUGUUGAUAAAUAACAGUUUUAAGUACCCAGAAAAAUUAUGGCACCUGGUAUCGAAACAUUUACAAGAAAUAUGAUAUUUCAUAUACAUUUCAAACAGUAGUCAGCUUACCUUGGUUGGAAAAAACCUAACUACAUGUAUUAUUAAACUUCAGCCCCAAAUUUACAAUAUUUUCAGUCCAAAUUUCGUUCGCUAUUGGUUACACAUUAUGAACAGGUGCAAAGCAGCUACACUGGUUCCCUUACCUUACUAUUACCCCAACCUAUAAAUUGCUCCAUUUCAUCUUUAGUGGAGUCAGACAAUUUGACUGCUUGACUAUUACUAUUUUUCCUUGUCACUUUUCAACACAAAUCUUCUUAUAUAUCAGUGAAACAACAUUAGAUCUAUAACGCUCACCCAACCCUCAAAUAGUUCAUUUCUGAAAAUUACAGCAAAAUCCAAUGAUGUACAUUCCCUUUAAUAAUGAAACACCCCGGCACAGAAUUCCUCACGAAAUCAUUACAGCACAGCUUGAUGAUCAGCAUUUCUUCAGAAAUUAAAAGUGUUUAAUCAUCUAUGAUUUAUAUGUAUGAAAAUAAUACAUCAAAGAAAACUAGAAACAUAACAUUAAAAAAAAACUUGCUUAGUCUCCAAGUUGACGACUUGUACAUAUUAAUGCAGUAUUUUUAAAACAUCUUUAGACAUGUAUUUAGAUUUUAUACUAACACAUUACAACCCAUUUCGGGCGAUUACUUACUGUUCAUAUUGUUUUCAAUAUUACUAAUGUACAACAUCUUAUAUAUACACAUACUCACUUUUGUAUCAUUAAGAUUAUUUACUUCUCAUCUUCAGUAAGCUAGACAUCGCUACCAUACAUGUAUACAGCUUUAGAACUUGCUUAUUUGGUUUAGACCAGUGGUACUUGUACUAGUCAUAAAUGGAGAACAAUCUUCAUAUUAUUUUUUAAAUUUACAUAACUACAUACAACAUAUUGGUCAUAUUUUCGAUAUAUCCUGACUAAACAGACUUGACCAAACAUUCCUAGUUCUUACCUUAAACAACCAAAAGGUCGUUACUGUAUACAACUUCAUAAGUAAAACAAGAAACACACUUAACGAUACCUCUUGCAACUAUUAUCCCAGCAGUUUCUCCAAUAGUUCGGAUUUUUUUGUUUAAUACCCAAAAGCACCAAAGACAAAUCAGUGAAAUGACCAUUUACACAGCACUAUAGUUAACUCAUGUACAUGUAAUAUCACAUCAGCUAUAUAACCCCAAAUGACCUGGGAUCAUUGAAAUGCUCAACUGGCUUAUUUUGAAAAAAAAAUGUAUAUAGUAUAUGAAAAAGUGUAUCCUUUUAGACGCUACCAUAUAUAAUACAACCUAUGAUAUCUUUAACAUUUCAUUUUACCUUUUCUGGCACAUUAGCCUACAUGCCUAAUAAAAGAAAAAACAAUCCUGUUGACGGGAUUGUGACUUUCA
Molecule: messenger RNA, 4268 nt
Organism: Patiria miniata (bat star)
Lineage: Eukaryota; Metazoa; Echinodermata; Asteroidea; Valvatida; Asterinidae
Exons: 8
Coding region: 136-951 (271 amino acids)
Source: RefSeq, a predicted model, not a curated record